Durio zibethinus is the source of this 1005-nucleotide messenger RNA. The record is from RefSeq and is a predicted model, not a curated record. NCBI's taxonomy places the organism in Eukaryota, Viridiplantae, Streptophyta, Magnoliopsida, Malvales, Malvaceae.
AUGAAUAGAUCAGAACAAGAAGUGACGCAAUUUCUUGGGUUCUUUGGCAUUUACAAAGAAUCCUACAAAGUCAUCUUUGAACGGAGAAAAAUCUUCAGCAAGAUCACUUUAUCUUUAAUCCUUCCUGUAUCUUUCAUCUACCUUGUUAACAUGGAAGUAUCGAAUCUCUUCUUCAGGAAAAUCAUCCAUAACGAAAUAGAACUUGAUCAUGCUCGAUCGGGCACUCCCAACUACGAGAAACUAUCUAACCUUCUCUCCAAUGAAUGGGAUUACUUUUGGCUUUUCCAGGCUGCCUACUUCACUUUGAUUGCCAUCUUUUCCCUUCUUUCAACUGCUGCAGUUUCUUACACGACCGCCUGCAAAUAUACAUCUCGGGAACUUACGUUCAAGAAAGUCAUGAGCGUUGUUCCCAAGGUUUGGAAGAGGCUGAUGGUUACUUUCUUAUGUUUUUUCGUUAUCAUGUUUUUUUAUCUCGUUUUAGCUCCUGUUUUCUUGAUUAUUUGGGCAAUUUCAAUCCAAGCAAGCGACAUCAUGUGUGUUGCAGUCGUUGUUGUUUUAAUGAUUUUGUACUUGGUGGGGCUUUUGUAUUUGACCAUAAUCUGGAGCUUGGCUAGCGUUGUCUCUGUUUUAGAAGAGGCCAACGGGUUCCAAGCCCUGGUCAAGAGCAAAAACCUGAUCAAAGGAAAACUAUGGAUGGCGAUAGUCAUUUUCCUCGCGCUCAAUCUAAUAUUGGGGAUCAUCCAGAUUGCAUUUCAGAUGCUGAUUGUGCAUGAAAGCACCUUGGGCAUGGCUAACAGGGUUGUAUAUGCAAUUAUUUGUUUCUUGUUGCUUUCCAUGUCGAUUCUCUUCGCAUUAGUCAUCCAGACAAUGUUUUACUUCGUCUGCAAAUCUUACCAUCAUGAAAACAUAGAGAAAUCUGCUUUGUCAGAUCACCUGGAAGCUUACCUGCGAGAGGAUGUUCCUUUGAUUGCCAAGGAUGCUCAGCUAGGGCAAUAUCAUGUUUGA